AGAAAACAAAUCUAGCCAAGGCUAGAUCGCGUUCUGUUUGUGCCAAGGCUAGAUCGCGUUCCGUUUGCAUUCCUUGCCCACGCACGACCAUACCCCCCCGCGUGCCCCCCUGCCGAAACAAGCCUCAAAAUGUCGUAUUCGGAAACCAUCACAUCGGUGCGUGCACUCUUGAAAUACAUCGAGAAGCACAAUACCGAGCAUCUACGAAAUGCUCCAAGCAUCGAUGCACCGAGCAAAUGGGACGCAAGCUACCUCUUCAAAUGUCGAGUAGUUUGCCCCAAGCCAGACGGAAAGCGAUUCCUUGGCAUAGCCAAGGUCGAGGACGAGAAUAACCCGGAAUGGGAAGAGGUUAUCAAACCUUUCCCAAAGCGGCUGAACCGGCGGCCAUACCCCCACUACCACCAGCAUUUUCGGACGGGCACGGCAGCGAACUACUGGGAAGCGCUUCAAACGUUGAACAUGGCCAUCCGUAGCGAUUUCGCGCCUCCCAGCACCAAGCGGAGUAGGUCACGAGAAAGAGGGCUGCGCCCAGCCCAGGAGACAACCCCCGAGUAUAAGAGUACAAUGAAGAUCACAAGCAACUCGCCAGAAGAGGGGAGCUCAGACAGCUCCGAUGGCAGGGAUGAUCCCAGUUUCGCACCAGCAGCCGGGCACGACAUGACAGCCCUCCCAGAGGAUGCAACGGUCAACGCGAUUAUGGCGUGCAUCAAGCACUCCUUGACCUGGUACGGACCGCAAAAGGGCGAAGUCCUGGGCGACGAGGACUCGGUCGAGGAUGACGAUGGCGACGACAAUGAGGACUCGGAUGACGAUGACGACGACAGCCAACAGCCCGUGCUAUCCGCCUCACCGAUCCGGUACGCAAUCAAUGGGAAAAUUCCGAGUUUUCGCGCCAAGAUACAAGCCACGAGUGACGGGGAAAUCCAAGCCAACAAUAUCAUCGACGGUGAAUAUGCCAUCUCGCGGAAGGAAGUGGUGGCGAUCAUUGAGGCGAAAAGGCGGUUCACACAACAGCACAUUCAAGAUGGCAAAGCCACCAUUCCGGAUCGCGUUCUAGCCCAGGUGGUGGGCGAGGCGUUGGCCCUUCGGGGAACGGAGCUGUGUCGCAAUGACACCGUCAUCACCAUCGUUGCCAUCCGCAACUAUGUCUGCUUCUUGUCGGUUCACAUACCAGCUACAUAUUAUGAUGGGACCGUGAACGAUGUGAGGGAUCCAAAGAUGGACAUCAUCACUGUCAAACCGACCGCCUGGCUCAAUCAGGACGAUUCAAAGGGCCGCAAGGACAUUCUCUGCAAUGUUGCACGAAUCGUUGAAUGGUCGAGGCUGGGGAAGCGGAUGAAGAAGGACUGAUAGUUGCCAGAUCGACGGGCCUCGUAUGGAGGGUGGAGGGAAUUGCAGCCGUGCCAAGCUUUCCCCCGCGAACGACCCGAGGCUUGUUUGGUGGAGAGCCCCCCCCCCCAACAUUCGAGGUGCACUCUCCCCUCAGGCUUAAUCUUCGGCCUAUUUGUCUGAGCUGGGCGCCAUCCGUCAACGCUCGCGCAUGGCUGCGACUCAUGAUUCUAUCCUGUGUGGAAUUGCGCCCUUCAUAGGGUAUUACUUCGUCCAAGUGGAAACAGGGAAAUUACGUCCAUCCCCUUGCUCGAUUUGGGUGCCGGUGAUUUAUUAUUGUAAGCUAGCGCUGGUGUCGCCUCCUCCACAACGCGGUUGUGGCUUUGCAGCAAAGAAUGACGGAAUAGCAAGCAUGAUUUUAGCCCCGAUGCUUUACACUGUAGACGUUAUUCCCUUCCUGUUUAGCCAUUCCUUUGACGGGCCCACUGGGCCCACUGGGCCCCGCAUAACGUUAUCGCUC
Messenger RNA from Gaeumannomyces tritici R3-111a-1, 1849 nucleotides. RefSeq lists its product as hypothetical. The record is from RefSeq and is a predicted model, not a curated record. The transcript has 2 exons. Lineage: Eukaryota; Fungi; Ascomycota; Sordariomycetes; Magnaporthales; Magnaporthaceae. Bases 130 to 1350 code for a protein of 406 amino acids.